Culex pipiens pallens (northern house mosquito) is the source of this 1758-nucleotide messenger RNA. RefSeq names its product dihydrolipoyllysine-residue acetyltransferase component of pyruvate dehydrogenase complex, mitochondrial-like. Gene Ontology annotation, molecular function: dihydrolipoyllysine-residue acetyltransferase activity. The transcript is spliced from 6 exons. The record is from RefSeq and is a predicted model, not a curated record. Bases 1132 to 1473 code for a protein of 113 amino acids. NCBI's taxonomy places the organism in Eukaryota, Metazoa, Arthropoda, Insecta, Diptera, Culicidae. Gene Ontology annotation, biological process: pyruvate decarboxylation to acetyl-CoA. Gene Ontology annotation, cellular component: pyruvate dehydrogenase complex.
UCUUGCGGCGGCGGACGUUUGUCGGGGGUAAUCUAAGACACCAUUUAUUCAAGUUGGGUUCGUGUCCUUGCAUGGUUUGGGACCUAGCUAUAUUGUACAGAAAAAUUUUGGCGAAAAUUCGCUUCACACACACUAGUGUACUUUGCACCUGUCAGUUGUCAUUCUCUCUUCGUGCUCAUCGCGUCCGCGUGGUAUUUUUCGUUCCGUGAAAGGCCGGUUUUCUCGCGGUUUUCCUAAAUUCUGUUCCGUGUUUGUCGCGUCCGAUUGUUUUAUUUGUAACCGGUCCAACCGUUCGUACCCACUCAAGUGCCUGUGCCCGUAAACCCGUAUCCGUACCCCGUGUGUGCCGUGCCGGAAACCGUGCUGCUCGUAGCAAGCCGCGCUUUUUAGUUUUCCCCAUUUUGGGGCCACUUUCCAAGCGGGCCGCGUCGUAAAACGGUUAGGUCAGGUUAGUGUUAUUUUUGCGUGCGAGGCGGCUCACGAAUAGACGAGCUCUAGGCGAACGCUGACGUCCCACGGGAGCUGGCCACUUUGACCGUGCUCCGGAAUGCCGCUGGCAUCACACGUAGGAAAGAACAUCACUUUUCCUCCCUUGUAAAGCUGAAGAACCCGCGGGCGACGGUCGACCACCUUGGGCUGCUGCUAAACCUGGCCGAUUCCACGAACAUGGCUCACUCGAAAUGCUCAAGAAUCCGCCGGAGACAGGCGAACACCUCGGACUGCUGCUGAACCAGCCGUAAGAGGCGUGGUUGGAGAUGGUCCGCAAAGCCGAGACCGUGGCCGAAUUCAAGAACCGAUCCAGAAGUUGGAGCUCAACGUUCUUUCAAGAACAUGUCUGAACUGAACCUGCCAGCAGGGAUUGUCCACACGCCCGAUGAGGGUUAGGCCAAGAUUUUGGUGCAGGCCGGCCGGAAGGACGUCCCGAUUGGCAAGCUAGUGUGUAUCAUCGUUUAGAACGAUGCGGACUGUGCCACGUUCAAGAAUUGCAGACACUGGAGCUCCGGAUGCGGCUCCGGCAGCAGCUGCCGCUUCAGACACGUGUAUCCACCACCAGCCGCGGCUCCACUGGUAGCCACUCCGCUGCCAACGGCUGCGGCACUUCCUCCGUCACCAGCGGUCUACGCCAGUCGAAUGGUGAAAAAGCUAACCGAACAGCAGAGACUGCGAUUGGAAGGUCGAAGCUCCGGCUUAUUCGGUUCGCUAACGUUUAAGGAUCUUGCGGGUACCCAGACAAGAUUCCGGCUGCUUGAGUCCAAGACGAUCUUUCCGCACUACUAUCUGACCUCCGUUGUAUGUAACAUGGACCACAUCAACAAGCUGCGCGCCACAUUCAACAAGCAUCUCGAAAAGGACGGCGUCAAGCUGUCGAUCAUCGACUUUAUUAUCAAGACGCCCGCGAUUGUUUGCAAGACGGUCCCGGAGCCGAACUCGGCCAGGAUGGACACCAUCCCCAAUUUGACGCCGUGCACGUGACACCGAUCGUGUUCGGCGCGGACCACGAAGGACUGUCCAAUAUCUCCAAGGAAAUCGCUGGCGGAGAAGGCUCACGACGGCAAGCUACAUCUGCAGGAGUUCCAGGGCGGCACCUUGAGCGUGGCCAUGUUCGGCGUGACGCACUCUUCUACCGUCAUCAACCCGCCCUAGAGCUGUACUCAUCGGUGUUUGUCCUUUUCCUGGCUUCGGUGCCGGGACCGUGGACGAUUUCACAAAAAAUAAGACCGCGACCGGAAGAAGUGAAGAUGGUCCGCUUUGUGAAGA